Podarcis lilfordi (Lilford's wall lizard) is the source of this 4293-nucleotide messenger RNA. The record is from the annotation of a GenBank genome assembly. NCBI's taxonomy places the organism in Eukaryota, Metazoa, Chordata, Lepidosauria, Squamata, Lacertidae.
GAACAUUCGGAACCAGAUUCUGAAGGCACCAUGAAGGCCAGGAGCAUCUUAGCCUUGGUGGGACUGCUGGCCCUCUGGACACAGCUCUCACCUGCAUCUUGCAUGCCACCACUAGGUAGGUUUUGAAUGAAGCUGCUUCUCCUUCUGUCUGAUACCAGAGUUGUAUAUAAAAUAUAUUUUGCUGAUCAAGCCAUCUAUUACCUUUUGUGGGAGGUGGGUUAUUGGUUGGUUUGUCUUUGUUAUGUAUUUAUGUGAGCCAGUGUGGUGUAGUGGUUAAGAGCAGUAGUCUCGUAAUCUGGUGAACCAGGUUCGCUUCCCCGCUCCUCCACAUGCAGCUGCUGGGUGACCUUGGGCCAGUCACACUUCUUUGAAGUCUCUCAGCCCCACUCACCUCACAGAGUGUUUGUUGUGGGGGAGGAAGGGAAAGGAGAAUGUUAGCCGCUUUGAGACUUCUUAGGGUAGUGAUAAAGCGGAAUAUCAAAUCCAAACUCUUCUUGUUUUCUCAUUUUGUAUUUUUAUGUUGUACACUGCUCUGUGAUCUUUGGACGAAGGGAGGUAUAUAAAUUUAAUUUUCAAAAAAUGAAAUGAAAUGGUACUGUUUACCAGUUUCUGAGGCCCUUGCUUCAAGUUUCAUUGCUCUCAGUGUGAAAGACUUGUGGUAGGACAACAAGGAACAAUUUUCUGGCAAAGGACCUGCUGGACCUUUUGGAUCAUUUACUGGCAAACAGUACUUAGCUCUGCUCAGGAAUUCUAACAAACUCCCCCGCAAAUAAUAAGAGUUAAAUGGACUUUUUUUUAGUUCCUUACGCAAAAAAUAUAUAUGCAGAUUUAUUCUAAUGAUGUUGAGUAAACAAUAGAAUGCCAUCCUGCCAAAACUGGUUAAAAUCAGUGCAGUUUUGAAAGGUUCGAUCUAUAAUCUUGACUGCAAAUGGUGACCAAUUGUAAUCAAAAAUUCUCCUCAAUAUCAGAAACUGUCAUGGAAAAUUUGCUUCCUCUUGUGCUUCAGAUGAAAUCCUGUAGUUCCAAGUCCACUUACAAGGGCUGCAUUCAGAGGAAAUCACAAACAAGUUAACAGUAUUCUCCCUUGUGAGAAAGAAUCUCAAUAUGCUUUUUUAAAAUAAAUGUUUCUGUAAACUAAAACAUAAAAAUAUAUUUGCAUGUCCUGCAGGUGGCUAAGUUAGAACCUUUCUCUGUUGCAUUGAAUUUUCAGUGUGUAGCAGCUUCUCUCUCUGUUUUUAAUCAAGGAGCAGUGCACUAUAUACACCUUUAGGCGCCAGGCAAAAAUGUUCCUUUUUAACCUGCCCUUUGCCUGACCUGAUCUACAUCCUAUGCCCUUUUUAAAAUGCUGGCUCUUUUUAGUGUUUUUUUAUUGGGUUGCUGUUUGUAUUUUGAUUCUAUGUAUGUGAUCCUUUAUGUCAGUGAUGGCCAUACUUGGCCCUCCAGAUGUUUGGGGGCUACAGUUCCCAUCAUCCCUGACCACUGGUCCUGUUAGCUAGGGAUGAUGGGAGUUGUAGUCCAAAAACAGCUGGAGAGCCCAGUUUGGCCAUCACUGCUUUAUGUGAACUGCCCUGAGAUCUUCGGGUAUAGGGUGGUAUAGAAAUUAUAUAAAUAAUAAUAAUAAUCCCCUAUCGCCCUUCCAGCUGUGUGAAGUGGUACACAUGUACCACUUCUCAAGCAGGUCUUCUUAUACUUGCACCGAACCAUUUACUGAAGAAUUGUAUUCUUCCCAUACAUUCCCAUCUUCAUUCAACUUCUGCUCAUUCAGCUUUCGAUUCCCACGGGCUGAUUUUGUGAUGCAACCCGCAAUCACCCAAAGUCUAGUAACCAUUAACUCAAUGGCUGGUUAUGUAUAAUUCACAUAGGACUUUCCUGUGCACAUAAUGUUUUGCUAUCCUUGUUUCAUUUAACUUCACAGCAAUGCUUUUAGGCAUAGUAUAUUUGGGUAUUUGUUAACCCUGCUAUUUUCUACUUCCAGAAAAAUUUGGAACUUGCCCCCCAAAUCCAUUCAAAUGCAGUGUAAAGGGACAGGAUGCUUGCAACCAUGACUAUGACUGCGAGGGGAUUCAAAAGUGCUGCUACUUCAAUUGUGGCAAGAUUUGCAGAAACCCACAAGGUAUGGUGUAUGGCUAAACCUGCUUCUUCUGUGUUGGCUUUUUGUGGCUGAUUUCCUACGAUACGUUGUCAUUUAGUGCUUUAGGUUAGCCUGAGACACAGUAAUCUGCUGAAGGCAAUCAAAUGAACUUUAUGUUUAAAUAAGGAUCUGUAGUUAGGAUUCCUCAGAACAAAACCAAUACUCUAUCCAUUCCCCAUGAGUAGAAACCGCAGGUAGGAAAAAGCUAUGUAAGGAUCUGUGAGGCUCUAAAGUAUAUAAAGAACCAUUGCGGAUGCUGAUUGCAAUUAGAUAGCUGCCAGAAUUCAUAAUAACUGACCCACUCUGGCAGAUAUAUAAGAUGAAAUAGACAAUGGGCUACCUUUUUAAUCAUUGCUACAUCCCCCAAAAUGGGAAGAUAAACACAAAAUGUCACUUUGUACAAAGCAUAACUUUGAUACAAAGUAUUAUCUUCCAUAAUUGUAACAUAGAAACAAAGUGUUACUCUCAAUGGAAGAGCAAAGGCAGCCUCUCUCUAUCAACAGCUGGUUCUUUGGAAUUCAAUUUGGGCACCACCCAAAUUCCCAAGUUCUCUCUCUCUUAAGAACACAACACCUGUCUUCAUUGGAGAAGAGCUUCUACUUUCAGCAAUUACAGUGGACGCUCGGGUUGCGAACGUGAUCCAUGUGGGAUGCACAUUCACAACCCGCAGCAUUCGCAACCUGCAGCGGUGCAUCUACACACACGCGGGUUGCGACUCAUCUCUUCUGCGCAUGCGCAAAGUGCAAUUUGGUGCUUCUGUGCAUGUGCGACCGCCGAAACCCGGAAGCAACCCAUUCCGGUACUUCCGGGUUUUGGCAGUGGAUGGCGCUGUGGGUUAAAUCACAGAGCCUAGGACUUGCCGAUUAGAAGGUCGGCGGUUUGAAUCCCGGCGACGGGGUGAGCUCCUGUUGCUCGGUCCCUGCUCCUGUCAACCUAGCAGUUUGAAAGCAUGUCAAAGUGCAAGUAGAUAAAUAGGUACUGCUCUGGCGGGAAGGUAAACAGCGUUUCCGUGUGCUGCUCUGGUUUCGGUGUUCCAUUGCGCCAGAAGCGGCUUAGUCAUGCUGGCCACAUGACCUGGAAGCUGUCUGCGGACAAACACCGGCUCCCUCGGCCUAUAGAGUGAGAUGAACAUGCAACCCCAGAGUCGUCUGCAACUGGACCUAAUGGUUUGGGAUCCUUUUACCCUUUACCUUUAACCCAAAAAAACGCAACCUGAAGCAUCUGUAACCCGAAGUAUGACUGUAGUGACAUCAGGUUACAUGUGAAUCUCAAGGUCAUUGAUGUUACCUUUCUCAAGAUUCACAUGUAACAUGAUGUUACUAAACAGUGGCCACAAGGAAGAAAGAUUUGCCAUUUAGUAACACAAAUUGUUACCUAACAACAUAGGUGAUGAAUAAUCGAGCAAGGAGUCUCUGACCCAUGCAAUUAGUUUCAGGCAAAAAUCCGUGAAAUUUCGCCAAAGUGUUUGUACCUUGGAACUCUGUUAAAUGGGGACUCCUCCUGGACAUUGCAACCUAAGGUAUCAUUCAUGAACUUGGCUUGAGGGGCUGCCCCUCUCUAUGUUUAGGGAAGCUUUUAAUGUUUAAUAGAUUAUUGUAUUUUAAUAUUCUGUUGGAAGCCACCCAAAGUGGCUGGGGAAACCCAGCCAGAUGGGAGGGGUAUAAAUAAUAAAUUAUUAUUAAUAUUAUUAUGCCCAUCUGUGGGGCUGCACUACAUAGGAUUCAUUCAUUCAUUUUUUGCAUUUCUAUCCCUCCUUUUAAAAAAAAUCCCUACAAUAACCCUGAGAAGUAGGUUAGGCUAAGAGGCAGUGACUGGCCCAAGGCCACCCAGUGAGCCCCAUAGCCAGUUGGGGAUUUGAACCCUGGUUUCCCAAGUCCUAGUCUGACACUCUAACCACAAGGCCACGCUGGAUCUUGAUGAAAUGUGGGGCUUCGAACAUGCAUAGGUGAGCUAGUUAUCUGAUGCAUUUGUCUGGCUCUGGAAACACAAAACGAACAGUCAUGUGGUGGGUUUUCUCUGUUACAGAAAAAGCUGGCAGCUGCCCCAUCCUUCCAUAUUUCUGCUCCGUCCCAGAAGGAGAUCUUUGCAGCAGUGAUUACGAUUGUCCAGAAAAGAAAAAGUGCUGUUAUGUAAAUUGUGGAAAAAGUUGUGUAGACCCAUGA